AUGGCUCAAAGCAACUUCGACCGGAGGCGUAUCAACGGUCCUGAUGAGAGUUAUCAGCCUAUAUUCGAGGCGGACGACGAGCAAGAGACGAGGUGGAAGGCUGGCACCCCUCGGAAAGGGCGUGCGGCGCGGGACAUUCGGCCAAUAUAUCUGAAAGCUGGCCUGAUAAAUCAGGCGAAUGGAUCCGCAUAUAUUGAGACAGAGAGGACGAAGAUUGCGUGCGCAGUGUACGGGCCUCGACAGUCCAAAACCACGGUAUAUAACGAGAAGGGCCGGCUGAACGUGGAAGUCAAGUUUGCGCCUUUCUCGUGCACAAAACGAAGAGUUCCGAUCCGGGAUGCGGAGGACCGUUCGGUCGCGGUACAGAUACAACAAGCCUUGGCCUCUGCGGUUAGACUAGAACUCCUUCCGAAGUCGACACUUGAUAUCUUUGUCACCGUCAUCGAGAACGACGGUAUAGAGGGAUGUAUCGCUGCUGGGUCUGUGGCGGCCAGUGUGGCGCUAGCAGAUGCAGGCAUAGAGAUGCUCGGUCUCGUAGCAUCUUGCUCUGCUGCUGUUGUGGGCAAGGAGAUUUGGAUGGACCCCACAGAAGAGGAGAGCAAACUGGCCUCCGGAAGCGUAGUGCUUGCUGGUUUGCCUGCUCUCGGCACAAUUACAAGCGUAUGGCAGUCUGGCUCAAUGGCGCCCGAUGAGGCGAUCAAAUGCAUGGAGGCGUGCCAGGAAUCUUGCGCAGACAUACACACAGUGAUGGCUCAGUCGUUGCUCGAAAAAGCCCAGAAUACAUGACGUUCGG
Messenger RNA from Trametes versicolor FP-101664 SS1, 793 nucleotides. Its product is annotated as mRNA transport regulator 3. Gene Ontology annotation, biological process: poly(A)-dependent snoRNA 3'-end processing; rRNA catabolic process; nuclear mRNA surveillance. The transcript is spliced from 6 exons. The record is from RefSeq and is a predicted model, not a curated record. Gene Ontology annotation, cellular component: cytoplasmic exosome (RNase complex); nuclear exosome (RNase complex); nucleolus. Lineage: Eukaryota; Fungi; Basidiomycota; Agaricomycetes; Polyporales; Polyporaceae. Bases 1 to 786 code for a protein of 261 amino acids.